CUGCAACCUUUUUUCCCAAGGACACCCUGUUCAACGCCUUUCGCCGCCUUUGGUAUCGAGCAGACAUUUCUGCGCAAUCUAGUCUGAGCGCGAGCUCUUUAUUGACGCUCGCUAUGGCGCAGAGAACAUCUAAACUCGUGGAUAACGACCAGAUCCAAGCCGCAAGCCUCCAUAACCCCCUACCUAUUUAUCUGAAGGCCUACAUCUGGCCCUAUACGAUACUAUGGCCCAUCUUCCUCGCAUUUUAUCUCAAUGAAGAUCUCUACGACGAAUACAUUGAUGGUCAAGAAUGGACUUUUGUGUGGGUGGCCACCAUAACCACUCUUCAGUCUUUAACGUGGCUUUCUACGAAAUGGAACGUCAACUUGGACACUACGUUCACCACAACUAAAGCGACGAAAGUUGAAGAUGCUCGACUGAUCAAGGUUAUCCCCGUUGUCAAUUCCGGUGCACCAGCCAUCUGCAAGCUGGAAAAGGGUCAAGAUGGCAGGAUCUACUUCCUUUUUCAAAAGAGACGGUUCGACUAUUAUUCGGAGAAAGGGAUAUUCGCGCCAUUGACUUAUAAGAUUGACGCGGAGAAGAAACCCCUGCUCCGGGAGUUCCAGUUGUCAAAGGGCCUGACCACUGCAGCUGAGAUUGACACUGUUCAUCAGCAUUAUGGAGAUAACACAUUCGACAUUCCGGUUCCUACGUUUAUGGAAUUGUGGAAAGAGCAUGCUGUGGCGCCGUUCUUCAUCUUCCAAGUCUUCUGUGUCGGUCUGUGGUUGCUCGACGACUAUUGGUACUAUUCGCUGUUCACGCUAUUCAUGCUGGUGGCUUUCGAAAGCACUGUUGUCUGGCAGCGGCAACGCACUUUGAAUGAGUUCCGAGGAAUGGGCAUCAAACCCUAUGACAUCUGGGUGUACCGAGAAAAGAAGUGGAUUGAGAUCAAAAGUGACAAGUUGCUGCCAGGCGACUUGGCAUCCGUGGGUCGAUCGCAGGAAGAUUCCGGCGUGGCAUGCGAUAUGCUUCUGAUCGAAGGUACUGCCAUUGUCAACGAAGCCAUGCUCUCUGGUGAAAGUACGCCACUACUGAAGGAAUCAGUUAUGCUUCGCCCAGGCGAUGCACCAAUCGAUCCUGAAGGACUGGAUAAGAACGCUUUGCUCUGGGGAGGUACCAAGGUCCUUCAAAUCACCCAUCCAGCUGCCAGCGAAGAUGCCCACGAGACAGUCCCUUCUGUGAAGUCAGGGGUGCCUCCGCCUCCUGACAAGGGAGCUAUGGCUGUUGUCUUGAAGACCGGCUUUGAAACAAAUCAAGGUAGCCUCGUCAGGACUAUGAUCUACUCCACAGAACGUGUCUCAGCAAACAACGCCGAAGCUCUAUGGUUCAUUUUAUUUCUGCUGAUCUUCGCCCUGGCAGCAUCGGGAUAUGUCUGGCAAGAAGGUGUCAAAAAUAACCGAAAGCGAUCCAAGCUACUGCUCGACUGCAUUUUGAUCGUUACCAGUGUCGUGCCGCCCGAAUUGCCCAUGGAAUUGUCCUUGGCUGUCAAUACCAGUCUGGCAGCACUCAGCAAAUUCGCCAUCUUCUGCACGGAGCCAUUCCGGAUACCCUUUGCUGGACGUGUCGAUAUCGCCUGCUUUGAUAAGACUGGAACUCUCACAGGUGAAGAUCUUGUCGUCGACGGCAUUGCGGGCUUGGGUUUGGGUAAGCCAAAUGGCGAGACUGAGCCAGAUGGUGCGCAGUCUAGUAUUGCCAAAGUACCCGACUGUGGCAUCUACACCACGCUUGUUCUGGCUACCGCUCAUGCCUUGGUCAAACUGGAUGAGGGUGAUAUCGUUGGUGACCCUAUGGAGAAGGCUACAUUGACGGCUCUCAAUUGGACUCUUGGAAACAACGAUACAUUGACCAGCGCUCCGCCUUCGAAGUCAAAGAAGGCUCAUUCCACAGCAGGCGCUGCUCAUAUCGUUCAGAUCAAAAGACGGUUCCAGUUUUCUUCGGCUCUUAAACGGCAAAGCUCUGUGGCAGUUGUUUCUGUCACAGAUCCCAAGACCGGACGACGAGGCAAAGGAACUUUUGUCGGUGUGAAAGGUGCUCCUGAGACCAUCUCCAAGAUGCUUGUCGAGGUCCCUCCCAAGUACGAAGAGACCUUCAAAUACUUCACCAGAAAUGGAGCCAGAGUUCUCGCCCUUGCUUACAAGUAUCUUUCGACGGAGGCGGAGAUUGGUCAGAAGCGUAUCAACGAUCUGAAGCGCGAAGAGGUUGAAGCCGAGUUGACCUUUGCUGGCUUUUUGGUCCUCCAAACUCCUCUGAAGGAAGAUGCUAUUAGAGCGGUGCAGAUGUUGAAUGAGAGCAGCCAUCGAGUUGUGAUGAUCACUGGAGACAAUCCUUUGACUGCUGUCCACGUUGCUCGUCAGGUCGAGAUCGUCGACCGGGACUGUUUGAUCUUGGAUGCUCCUGAGCAUGACGAGUCAGGCAAGAAGCUCGUCUGGAGAAGCGUCGAUGAAAAGACCAUCAUUCCUGUUGAUCCGGCCAAAGACAUUGAUCCGAAGAUUCUUGAGACGAAAGACUUGUGUGUUACAGGUUAUGCUUUGGGCAAGUUCACUGGACAGCAAGCCUUCAAGACCCUCCUCAGAUAUACAUGGGUGUAUGCGCGAGUGUCGCCGAAACAGAAGGAAGAAAUCUUGAUUGGACUGAAAGACCUGGGCUACACAACUCUCAUGUGCGGUGAUGGUACGAAUGACGUCGGUGCUUUGAAGCAAGCGCACGUUGGUGUUGCUCUACUCAAUGGCUCCCCAGACGACCUAACCAAAAUCAGCGAUCACUUUAGGACCACCAAGAUGAAAGAGAUCUAUGAGAAGCAAGUUCAGCUCAUGAAGCGAUUCAAUCAGCCAGCGCCCCCUGUCCCACCCGGUAUCGCCCAUCUCUACCCACCCGGUCCCAGCAAUCCUCAUCAUGAGAAAGCGGUCAAGGCGAUUGCGGAGAAGAAGGGUAUUCAACUAGAGAAUGGUGAUGCUGAGAACGGGGCCAUCGAGACCAUCACGUCGCCUGGAGCACAGGCUGUGCAGCAUGCGAAUUCCAGCCUGACGCCUCAACAACGACGCCAGCAGGAAGCACAGCAGAAGGCCGCCAAUUGGGCUGACAAAUUCACAUCAUCCAUGAUGGAAAAUGAGCUUGAUGACAGUGAGCCACCCACCAUCAAGUUGGGUGACGCUUCGGUUGCUGCACCAUUUACCAGCAAGUUGGCAAAUGUCGUCGCCAUUCCGAACAUUAUCAGACAGGGCAGAUGUACGCUGGUUGCAACGAUCCAGAUGUACAAGAUCCUUGCCCUCAAUUGUCUGAUCAGUGCAUACAGUUUGUCAGUCAUCUACCUCUCCGGCAUCAAGUUCGGGGACGGCCAAGUCACCAUCAGUGGCAUGCUGAUGUCGGUCUGUUUCUUGUCCAUAUCACGAGCCAAACCGGUCGAAGCUUUGUCGCGUGAACGACCUCAACCCAACAUUUUGAAUGCAUAUAUCCUGGGGUCUGUUCUUGGUCAGUUCGCCAUCCACUGCGCCACGCUAAUUUACCUCUCGAAUGUUGUCUACUCAAUCGUUCCUCCCUCAACAGAGGUCGACUUGGAGGGUGAAUUUGAACCCAGUCUUCUCAACAGUGCGGUGUAUCUUAUGCAGCUCAUUCAACAAGUCUCGACCUUUGCCAUCAACUACCAGGGCCGCCCGUUUCGCGAGAGUAUUCGAGAAAACAGAGGCAUGUACUGGGGACUCUUGGCUUGCUCUUUCGUCGCCUUUGCCGGCAGUACAGAGUUGCUGCCUGAGCUCAAUGACAAGUUGCGCCUUGUGCCUUUCAGGAGUGACUUCAAGUGGACCUUGACGAUGCUCAUGAUUGUUGACUACUGUGGUUGCUGGGUCGUUGAGCAAGUCUUCAAGAGACUAUUCAGCGACUUCAGACCCAAAGAUAUCGCCAUCAAGCGGCCAGAUCAAGUGGCCAGAGAUGACAAGCGCAAGAGGGAAUUGGCCGAGAAGGCUGAACAAGAGAGAAUCGCAGAGAUAGAGCGGAGGCGAGGAGUUGCUGAUAGCACCGCACCAGCAGCAGUGAGGAAGUAGUGGACGAUGUUCGGGAUUGCUUCAUUCAAUAGACUGUCCUACUAGAUUUAAACAUGGAUCGAAGGACCCGAUCAAUGUGAUGCAAUGGCAUUUGCCA
Messenger RNA from Exophiala xenobiotica, 4173 nucleotides. RefSeq lists its product as uncharacterized. Gene Ontology annotation, biological process: intracellular calcium ion homeostasis. Gene Ontology annotation, molecular function: P-type ion transporter activity; ATP hydrolysis activity; ATP binding. NCBI's taxonomy places the organism in Eukaryota, Fungi, Ascomycota, Eurotiomycetes, Chaetothyriales, Herpotrichiellaceae. The transcript has 2 exons. The coding region runs from base 114 to 4076 and encodes 1320 amino acids. The record is from RefSeq and is a predicted model, not a curated record. Gene Ontology annotation, cellular component: endoplasmic reticulum membrane.